Schistocerca piceifrons (Central American locust) is the source of this 2261-nucleotide messenger RNA. Its product is annotated as U3 small nucleolar ribonucleoprotein protein MPP10. The record is from RefSeq and is a predicted model, not a curated record. The coding region runs from base 24 to 2060 and encodes 678 amino acids. The transcript has 11 exons. Gene Ontology annotation, cellular component: sno(s)RNA-containing ribonucleoprotein complex; Mpp10 complex; small-subunit processome. Lineage: Eukaryota; Metazoa; Arthropoda; Insecta; Orthoptera; Acrididae. Gene Ontology annotation, biological process: rRNA processing.
UUUGUAUACAAUGUGCGCAGAAGAUGGCAAGUGCUCACGUGUUGGAUGAGGUUAGGGAGAAGUUUGAAAAUUUUAUUAAGAAACCAGAAAAUUACUUGAAGGUUCAGAAUGAGCUAGCUGAUAGUAUAAAGUUGCUAGUAAAGACUUUAUAUGAUUACACGAAAUCAGCAGAAGAUGGAUCAUGUGGAGACGCUUUACCAGAGCUUAUUAUACAAGACUUUGACGAAGAACAAAUUUGGCAACAGCUGGAACUUCAGAAUGAAGCAGUUUUUGGCAACUUUAUUGAUAAAAUUGCUUUUUUUACUGCGUGCAAGAAGCGAUUACAAUUCCCGACGACUAGGAGCAUUGAGGACGAUUCAUUCACGACAGACGAUAACCCAGAAAACCAUCAAAGCGGUCGUCAUGAAUCGUAUAGUAGUGAAAAUGGCAGUGACGACGAGGUUUUCUCCGAUCACGGAGACGUACGUGUUAGGAAACCGAAUAGGGAAGAAGAGGGUUGCUCCUCUGACCCCUUAGAAGAGAAAGAUGCAGAAGAAAGCGAAUCACCAAGACGCGGCAGAAAUAUGACAAAGUUGCAGAGAGCCAGUGGAGGACAGAAAACAUCAGUUGUGGAUGAUAAAUUCUUUAAAUUGGGAGAGAUGGAAGAGUUCCUAGACAAGGAAGAUAGGAAAGAAAACUCAAACAACCGCCUGAAUUCAAAGAAAAUACCUGGGGACAAGUCAGAUGGGCAGUUAAAUGAUGAUGAUGAUGACGACAAUGAUGAUGUUGAGUCAAUAGAUUACUUUGAGGACAUGCCUUCUGAAGACAGCAAUGACGAAGGAUCUGCACUCAGAGCAAAGUAUGGAGAUUUCUUUGAUGAACCAGAUUUAGGAGGGCGCACAACUGACCGAACACACAUUGAUGACCAAGUAAAUGGAAGAAGUAACAAGAGGAGUGUAAGGUUCAGUCUGCCAGCUGAAGAAGAAGAAGAAGAAGAAGAAGAAGAAGAAGAUGAUGAUGAUGAUGAUGAUGAUGACACAGAAAGAAACAUAGAGCAAUUGCAGGGAAAUGAAAUUAAAUGCACAGAUAUAGGGACCAAAAAGGCUGUUGCUGUCAGUGAGGAGACUACCUUGUCUAGUCUUGAACGAAGGAAGGCACGACUAGAUGAAAAGGUAGCCAAACUAGAACAACAAGCACUUUCUGAAAAACCAUGGCAACUUAAAGGUGAAGUUGGUGCUGACACUCGUCCCCACAAUUCACUGCUGGAGGAAGCAGUUGAAUUUGACAGCGUCACAAGACCAGCUCCUGUGCGAACUGAGAAGACCACUCUGAAAUUGGAGGACAUAAUUAGACAAAGAAUUAAAGACCGUGCUUGGGAUGAUGUAGUGAGGAAGCAGAAACCAGUAGAAUCUCCUCAUGAAUAUAGAAAGAGACUCAUCCUGGAUCAGGAAAAGAGCAAACUGAGUCUUGCUGAGGUGUAUGAGCAGGAGUACCUAAAGCAGAAAGAAAAAACAUCUAACGAUGCAGCACCUGGGCAGGAGAAGCCAGAAGAAGAGCCUGCAGAACAUCGUGAAAUCCGCACCCUCAUGGCAAAUUUAUUUUCCAAGCUUGAUGCAUUAUCAAACUUUCAUUACACUCCUAAAAUGGUUGCUCCUGAAGUGAAAGUAGUAACAAAUCUCCCAGCAGUUUCUGUUGAGGAGGUGGCACCUGCGGCUACUAGUGAUGCAACUUUACUUGCACCAGAAGAAGUCAAAUCAAAACCACGCGGAGGUGGAGACAUUGCUAGCACGGCAGAGAAGACUGCCACUGACCGAAAAAGGGAGCGUCGUCGUAAGAAGAUGGCACAGAAGAGGCGUGCCCAGAGAAUGGUGGAGAAGCAAAAGGUGUCUGGUGUACUGGUUAGAGGCAGUAACAUCUCAAAGUUGGAAGAUUCUGGUGCUGAUCGUGGCAUUAAGUCAUCCACUGCAUUCUUCAAUCAACUACAAGAUGAAGUCCGGGGCCAGGUGCAGAGGCUCAGUGCAGCAAAACGGGAUGCUAGUGUUGCACACCAUUCAGCUAAUGCCAAGAAAUUGAAACUAUAAAAAACAAGUGUCCCUGGAGCUUCGUGGUUGAACUAUGAAAGGUUAAUUUCUUCCCCUGACAGUUCGGGUCAACACUUGCUUCUGAAGUGAACUCCAUCAAAAUAGUGGUAACUUAUCUUCUUUACUGUUUAUACAGCUGUUCUGUAAAUAAUCACUGUAUUUUUAUACGUAAAGAUUGUAUAAACUAUGGUAUCAAUCAUA